Molecule: messenger RNA, 1917 nt
Organism: Xylona heveae TC161
Lineage: Eukaryota; Fungi; Ascomycota; Xylonomycetes; Xylonales; Xylonaceae
Product: very long-chain acyl-CoA synthetase/fatty acid transporter
Exons: 4
Coding region: 1-1917 (638 amino acids)
Molecular function (GO): long-chain fatty acid transmembrane transporter activity; long-chain fatty acid-CoA ligase activity
Source: RefSeq, a predicted model, not a curated record
AUGCCAGUUCCUCUUGCCCUUGCUGCACCGGCAGCUGCGGCAUUCCUGGCAUAUCUAAAUGCUCGUAUUGGCUUGAGCUACGACCUGGUGCUUAUCUCCUCUUUCCUCCGAGGAACAUUGCGAUGGCGUCUUGCGGAGCUUCAGAACCGUGUAAACUUGUUUUACCUUCUUGAACGCCACGCUCUCUCUCGACGUUCUGCAAAUAAGACUUUCUUCUGCUUUGAAGGCCGCGAAUGGACAUACAAGGAGACGUACGAGAUCACAUUAAAGUAUGGGACAUGGCUGAAAAAUAAACAUGGCAUAAAGCCUCGAGAGAUUGUGGCCAUGGACUUUAUGAACUCGCCCGAAUUUAUCUUCCUUUGGCUGGGACUGUGGAGUAUUGGCGCACAACCCGCGUUCAUCAACUACAAUCUCGGCGGCCAGCCGCUCCUACACUGCGUCAGAACAUCGACGGCACGAUUGCUACUGGUGGAUGAAAAUGUCCGAGAAAAAAUCACCCCAAAUGUUCUUGAUGAACUCUCUUCGCCCUCCUUUCGUGAGAACGGCGGCCCAACCGAGGUGGCCUUCUUUGACGCUGCGGCGAUCUCGGAAAUUGAGAGCACACAGGGAAUCAGAGUGCCUGACGAGGCUCGUGAGUGGGCAAAACCAGAGGAUAUGGCUAUUUUAAUAUAUACCAGCGGCACCACUGGAUUACCGAAGCCCGCUGUGGUAGGAUGGUACAAGCUAAUUCUGGGAGGCACAUUUUGCUCUCUAUGGACAACCGUACGAGCAGAUGAUAGAAUAUACACAUGCAUGCCUCUGUACCAUUCCUCAGCCGUCGUGCUGGGCUUCGGCACAACCCUCCACGCCGGCACCUCCAUUUGCAUUGGCCGCAAAUUCUCUACCAGGACGUUUUGGAAGGAAGUGCGACAGUCAAACUCCACCGUCAUACAGUACGUUGGUGAAACGUGCCGAUAUCUCCUUGCUGCGCCUCCCGAGAUUGAUCCCGAAACUGGCGAAUGCCUGGACUCGAAAAAUAAUGUUCGAUUAGCAUUUGGCAACGGUCUGCGCCCUGACGUCUGGGAGAAAUUCAAGACCCGGUUCGGUAUAGAUGCCAUUGGAGAAUUCUAUGCCGCGACUGAAGGCAUGUCUGGCGCAUGGAACCUGUCCCGAAACGACUUCACCCGCGGCGCAAUUGGGCGCAACGGCCUCUUGGCUCUGAUGCUUCUGGGAUAUACCGUGACAGUAGUCAAAAUAGACUGGGAGACGGAGCAGCCUUGGCGAGACCCCAAAACCGGUCUGUGCCGGAAAGCCGACACGAACGAGCCCGGAGAGCUACUCUACUAUGUCAAAGCGAAGCAGAUUGGCAAGACAUACCAGGGCUACUUCAACGACACCAAAGCCAGCAAUAGCAAGAUUUUACGCAACGUCCUGAACGAAGGCGAUGCGUGGUUCCGCACGGGUGAUGUCGUCAGAUGGGAUGCCGAAGGACGAUGGUACUUUCACGAUCGAAUAGGGGAUACAUUCCGAUGGAAGAGCGAAAACGUUUCAACUACCGAAGUCUCCGCUCUCCUAGGCCACCACCCAUCUGUCCUCGAAGCCAGCGUCUACGGCGUCGCUCUCCCCAACCACGACGGCCGAGCAGGCUGCGCGGCUCUCGUCCUCUCCGAACCGCCGUCCCCCAAACUCCUCUCGUCGCUCGCUGAACAUAAUCUCUCCUCUCUCCCGCGCUAUGCCGUUCCUCUCUUCCUCCGCAUCACAUCUUCAAUCCAAACUACCGGCACGAAUAAACAUCAAAAGCACGUCUUGCGUAAAGUUGGUGUCGAUCCCGCAAAUGUUCCGUCUACUGAUCAACUCUACUGGCUUCGCGAUGGGACGUAUGUUCCUUUUGGCGCGCGGCAGUGGAAGGAGAUCAGUGGAGGCGCGGUCAAGCUGUGA